Molecule: messenger RNA, 4639 nt
Organism: Equus caballus (horse)
Lineage: Eukaryota; Metazoa; Chordata; Mammalia; Perissodactyla; Equidae
Gene: ARID5A
Product: AT-rich interaction domain 5A
Biological process (GO): regulation of transcription by RNA polymerase II
Cellular component (GO): nucleus
Molecular function (GO): transcription cis-regulatory region binding
Source: RefSeq, a predicted model, not a curated record
GCCAGUCGCGCGGAGAGCGCGGGGACGGCGGAGCGGCGCGCGUGGAGGGGCUCGGGCGGGCGCCGCGGGACCUCGCCGGGCCAUGGCACCUUCUGUCAAAGGGAAAAGGAAACAGUCAGAGGGGGGUGACCCCCUAGACCCACCUGUGUCCCCUCAACCCGAUGGUGAGCAGAGCAAGAGCCAGAGUCCCAUCCAGCUGGAGGACUCCCCCGAGGCAGGCGGGGAGCGGGAGGAGGAGCAGGAGCGGGAGGAGGAGCAGGCCUUCCUGGUCAGCCUCUACAAGUUCAUGAAGGAGCGACACACGCCCAUCGAGAGGGUGCCCCAUCUCGGCUUCAAGCAGAUUAACCUGUGGAAAAUCUACAAGGCAGUGGAGAAGCUGGGGGCCUAUGAGAUGGUGACUGGCCGCCGCCUCUGGAAGAACGUGUACGACGAGCUGGGGGGCAGCCCAGGCAGCACCAGUGCAGCCACCUGCACGCGCCGCCACUACGAGAGGCUGGUCCUCCCGUACGUGCGGCACCUGAAGGGGGAGGACGACAAGCCUCUGCCCCCGUCCAAGCCCAGGAAGCAAUACAAGAUGGCCAAGGAGACUCGGGGGGAUGACGGGGCCGCUGAGAGGCCAAAGAAGGCCAAGGAGGAGAAGCGGGAGGAUCAGAUGAUGCCAGGCAAGACCAAAACAGAUGCCGUGGACUUGGUGCGGCUUCCCAGCCAGGAACCCCUCAGGGACAGCACAGAACAGCCGGGCUCGGCCUCUGGGCCUUCUCUGCCCUUCGUGGGUACCAGCGGCUGCCCUGAGGCCUACAAGCGUCUCCUGUCCAGUUUCUACUGCAAAGGGACACAUGGCAUCAUGUCACCACUGGCCAAAAAGAAGCUCCUGGCCCAGGUGAGCAAGGCAGAGGCCUUGCAGUGUCAGGAGGAGGGCUGUCGGCAUGGGGCAGGUGGCCCUAACGGGGAGCCCCAGACGUCCCCAGCUCUUUGCCCCCCAGAGAGUCCCCAGAGCCCAGGAGGGCAGGCUGAGAACUCCAGGCACCGACUGACGCCUCAGGAGGAAAUGCAAGCCCCUGGGGGCAGCCUCAGGGAGGAGACUCCGGUGGGUCCCCGCCCGGCAGCCCCCCUCUUCACUGGCUGUUUCCACGCCUACCCCACUGAGGUACUGAAGCCCAUCAGCCAGCACCCCCGGGACUUCUUCCCCAGUCUUAAAGAUGGGCUGCUAUUGGGGCCCUCUGGCAAAGAAGAGGGGCUGCUGGUCAAAGAACCCCAGCUGGUGUGGGGCGGGGAUGCCAACCGCCCCUCUGCAUUCCACAAAGGCGGCUCCAGAAAGGGCAGCCUCUACCCUAAGCCUAAAGCCUGCUGGGUGUCCCCCAUGGCCAAGGUCCCUGCCGAGACCCCCGUGGCCCUACCCACCUUCCCUAGCAGCCCAGGCCUCAGCAACAAGCGCAGCCUCGAGGAAGAGGGCUUUGCCUAUGGUGGCAAAAAACUGCGGGCAGUGUCUCCCUUUCUUAAGGAGGCCGAAGCCAAGGAGUGUGGGGCCAAGUCUGUGGGGCCUGGCUUGGCCGUCUCCUGCCUGCUGGGCCCAGCCCUGGGUCCUGCCCUCCCAGAGGCCUACAGGGGCACCAUGCUGCGCUGCCCACUGAACUUUGCCAGCACCUCCGACCCCUUAAAGGGCCAAGCUACCCUCCCCUUCAGCCCCCUGGUCAUCCCGGCCUUCCCAGCCCACUUCCUGGCCACUACAGCCCCCUCACCCAUGGCCGCUGGUCUGAUGCACUUCCCCCCAGCAUCUUUCGACAGUGCCCUCCGCCACAGACUUUGCCCGGCCUCGUCUGCGUGGCAUGUGCCACCUGCCGCAAGCUAUGCAGCACCCCACCUCUUCCACCUCAACACAAAGCUGUAGGUCAGAGCCCGCAGCGCUGUGCUGUGCUGUGGAGGGUCUGACGUGGCCCAAGAUGGGUAGGCACUGCCAGGGGGCUCUGGGCUGGAGCUCUUCCCCCAGGAGAGCUUGGCUGUGUCUGAUGGAGGCACAUGCCCCUGGCUGGGCAGCCCGGUGCAAAGAGGGAGGCAGUGGGAAGACUGGGUUUGUCUUUCAAGGUAGCAGCCCGAGCCUGGGCACUGGAGGCCCAGUUGUGGCAGGGCCUUGGGAGAAGACGGUGCAGGGCUAGCAGCUCCCAGCAGAAGUCCUCAGAGCAGAGGCUGGGAAUGGGCUGAGGGGCCAAGGAGCUGGAUAGCUUGAGGCAUCCAGGCUGCCCACAGAAAACCCAAUAAAACAGCAAUGUGAAUCCACCCAGUCCUGAGGUGCGCGUGGUGUGGAUCUUCGCAGGGCAGGCGGGGCCGCCAGUGGAGGGGCCAGGGGGGCCAAGGACCCACUCAGAUCUGGAACGCAGCCACCCCACUGAAGAGCAGGACCCAGAGCAAAAUGCAGCUUCCUGCUCAUCUUUCAGCAGGCUGUGACAGUUGUCCUGUGCCUGCCGUCCACUUUCCUAGUCGAGCCUCAGGACAACUGCCUGUUACCUUGCUCAUUGUACAGCCAGGAGCCUGAGACUCAGAGAGGGCCAGUAACUUGCCCAGGUUCCCCAGUUAAGUGGCAGAACUGCACUCUGAGUCCUAGCGAGAAGACCCCCUGCAGCUGCUAGCUGACGGCAUGACCAGGAAGCCUGAAUUGGUCCACCCUCGUGUGGCCGCAGACUUCCAGGGCCUGCUGGUUCCUCCUGGCGAGCCCCCCACCCUGCCCCCACUUGCCUGCCACGCACGCACGAGUGGGUCAGCAGGUCCCCUCUAGGGGCACCGAGAGUGAAAGGGCCAGAAUCUCUGCCUGGGCAUCUGUGUUGUUUCAGAGGUGCCUGCUCCAGGGUGCUCACUCAGAAACUCUGUAGCCUAGCCCUCCCCCACCCCGCUUCCUACAGGCUGUGACUGGGGAGCCAUGCCCCUCCCCUGCUCUGUGCCUGCCUCAGUAGGAGGGGGCCCCAUCAGAGGCAGGCCGCCUGCCUAGUUCACACGUGUUCCUGGAAAGGCAGUGCUGCUAUUGACCUGGGUGGCAGGCAUGGGGCAGGCCCCCAACUUCCUGCCUCGGGUUGAUUGCUGGGUGGCCUUUAACCUGCACCAUGGAACUUGCCCUGCUCUCUGGGAUGCUAAUGACCUCAGGCCUUGGGAGGGGCAAUCUAGUGUGACACCGCCCCCCCCUCAGUUAACAGGUAAAUGGGCUGAGGCCAGGGAUGGGUCUUGUUUGCCCAAGGCCACCAACACAUAUGACAGAACCCACACCAGGGCGCACAACAUGUCUGGCAGCAGGGGGUGGGCUGCCAGGGCUGAAGUCCAUCUUGUCCAGCCUCCAACUCCAGGAGCUGCCUGUGGAGGGGGAGUUCAGACCGGCACCGGUGAGACAGCUGCCCUGGGGCCAGUGAUGGGGUAAUGGUCACCCCUGUUGUGAACACUCCAGUUUUGCAGGGGGAUCUCCCAAUUCCCUGCCUUCCUCCUCCCAGAAAUGGCAGAUGCCAGCCCAAGUAGCUGUGUGACUUCCAGCCCUGAGCUCGCACACAUGCCCAUGUGCUGCCUACUUCUCUGAGCCUCUGGGGUCUCAGUGGUUGACAGAGGGGUGAGAAGGCUGAAUUCUGCCACCUCCACAAGAGCGUUGGGUGCUGGGCCACAGGUGAUGGGGUAAGAUCCCCUGAGUAAGGGUGAGGCCCGGGCUUCCUGUUGUGUGUGGGGUCCUGCCUGAGAUGGGGCGUGGUCGUGGGAGUCCCCUGCAUCUGCAAAGCCACAGUGGCUUUGCCCUGGCACAGAGGUAGGCAGGUGCACCUGGCAGCAGGACUUGGCACAGACCACUCAGAGCUGUGAUGAUGGCGCCCUCUGGAGGCUUCUCUAGGGAAUACACCUUUCCUCGUGGAGCAUCCAUGUCCUGAGCGGGCCCAUGGGCAGGAUACCCUGGCCCCUGCUUGGGUGUCAGCAAACACCUAGGGUUUAAUGUGAGCAUGCCUCCUCGAACAUCUCUGUGCCCUGUGUCCUGCAGCUCCAGUGUGCUAGCGUUGCAUGAUUUUUCUCACUCAUCCUCACGAUUCCCUGAGAAGGUACUGUCCCCAUUUACAAAUAAGCUGAAGAAACAGCUCUGAGAUCCCGUAGCUUCAGCUGCCAGGAUGCAGCUGACCAGGAGUGCCUCACUCGCUGGAAGGGCAUCCUGCCAUGCUUCCUGGGCUCUGCCCCCUUAAGUGGACAGGUGUGCUCCAGGUUGUCUUUCCUGUCCUGCUCGUUACUUCACAUUGCCUGCUGUGUCCUGACAGUCCCUGACUGCCCUGGGGACCCACAGGCCAGCAGGACUGGCAGAGCAUCUACGUUUGGGGCAUAAACUGUUUCAAGGCCACUUACUUUCAGGACCCCUUUCAAACUGUGUUUGACCUGUUGAUGGCGGCGGUGAGUGGAGGCAACUCUGGAAGGGAUGUCCCCACAGUCCCAGCCCCUUUCCUGGUGACAGUUUAAGUAGAAGGCCGUGUGUUGCUCAUUCGAGAGACACCGACUGUCUGCUCCCAGUGGGCGUCAGGCACUGUUCCAGGUGUUGGAUGGACAUGUCACUGAAGAAAACUUUCAAGUCCCUGCCCUCGUGAAGCUGAUGUUCUGCAGGAGGAGGCAGGAAAUAAAUGGAUAAAACAGAGGAAAA